CGUGGAAUCGCCGGGCGAGGGGCGGGAUUUCCGCAGAUUCCCGAGCGAGUCUUCUCGCGUGGCCGGUUCUUUGCUGCACCGGUCCGGAAGGAAGCUGCACGAUGCUCGCGGUGUCGUGCCGCGCCGCCAACAGAGUGCGACACACGACGACAACGAAGGCGACAACGGCGAGGUCGACGCGUCGUCGAUAACUUGCAUAAGGUUUCGGCGGAAUCUGCGAAAAGGAUUCGUUGGUGAGAGGUUUACCGAGCUUCAUGCCCGCAAGGAAAAGAGAGAGAGAGAGAGGGAAGAAGAGGACAGCCGACUCUUUUACGAUGGAUCAUUUCCCCGGACAUGCCUCGAGUACACCGACAGGAGACGACCCCGCUCGAUUCCCGCUAACCCUGCUUCGGGGAACGAGUCACUUCCGGCUUAACCUAGAGUGCAGCGCGAAGAUGUCGACGAACUGGAGGAGUCAAGAAAUCGUCAAGACGAGAAAGGCACGAAGACGUUGCGACGACGCGCGGCGGCGAAUCACGAAGAUACGAGGAAAGUGUCCGAACUCGAAUUCGCGAAUGAUAACACGUUUACGCCCGUGCACUUAAAAUCGAUCCGCGUGAGAGUAGUGUUGAGCCGGUUCGCGACGCGGCAACCGCGAUGAAUCGUGUUGUGCAGUAAGUAGUGUCCGCAAGAAGAAGAAGAAGCAGAAGACUGAUCUGGAACUGCGGCUGUCCCAUGGAGUCUCUUCCGGAUGCCGAGGAUGCCGUCGCGAGGAUCCUGCCAACGCUCGCGUCGUGAGAUGAUCGUGUGCGAGGUGCAUCGCGGACGCUGCAGCGGCUUUUGAGAAGCGACUGACCAACCUUAAGAUGUACCCCGCGCCGGCGAGACACCCAGCCCCCGGUGGCGGCGGUAGCGGCGGGGCUGCGGGCGGACUGAAAUUCACGGUGGCGGACACUUGCGACCGGAUCAAAGAGGAGUUCAGUUUCAUCCAAUCGCAGUACCACACACUGAAGAUGGAGUGCGAGAAGUUGGCCAACGAGAAAACCGAGAUGCAAAGGCAUUACGUUAUGUACUACGAGAUGUCGUAUGGCCUCAACGUCGAAAUGCAUAAACAGACGGAGAUCGCCAAGAGGUUGAACGCGAUCAUCGCUCAAGUGAUGCCGUUUCUGGCGCAAGAGCAUCAGCAGCAGGUGGCCAACGCCGUGGAGAGGGCGAAGCAAGUCACCAUGUCCGAGCUGAAUGCCAUUAUCGGACAGCAGCAACAGCAAGGUCUCCAGCAGCUAUUGCAACAGAUCCAUGCGCAGCAGCUGCCCCACGGCGCGGUGGUCGGCGGUCUUCCGCCGGGCGGCCUGCUGGGCUUCGCAGGUGCGGCCGCGGCGGCCGCAGCCGCGGGUGUACCGCCGCACUUGGCGCCGCCGCCGCAUCCCGCAGCCGCGGCUGCGGUUCAGGCACAGGCGCAGGCGCUGCUGAAACCGGCGGACCUGCAGCAGCACCGCGCGGCCGCGGAGACACCCGAGGACCGUAAGCCGAUCGCCCUGCCGGACGAGAGGCUCGGCCGCUCGGUCUCGCCGCCUGAGAAAUUUCGCAGCCGCACGCCCGACCUCGAGAGCGACCCCAAGAGGCGGAAGGAGGAGAAGCUAGGACACGAGAGCGACGCGGAGAAGAGUGACCAGGACUUGGUUGUCGACGUGGCAAAUGAGGAGGCGUCGUCGCCGCACGCGAACGGGGAGCACUCGGACCCGCGCGAGAACGGCACCCUGGAGAAGCUGGGCGCACCAGGUCACGUUGGCGGACCGACAUCCGGCGCGGGCUCGGCAUCCGUAAAGGACAGGCCUCCGUCGCGCAGCGGCAGCUCCUCCGCCCGUAGUACACCGUCUCUGAAAAGUAAAGAUGUCGACAAGCCGGGUACACCUGUGGCGGCGGCGAGGGGCUCGCGCAGUUGUACGCCAACUAUGGGCGGCAUCCCUGGGCCCUUGGGAUCGCGGGUCUAUCAUCCGCCAUCGUCGCAGCAAACGCCACCGCAGGGUUAUCAGGGCUUGCCAUCCCGCGGCAAUGAGCCGCCGCAGUCGCCCUCGCCAUACAGCAACUUGCCAUACGCGAGGCCCUCUAUGCUCGGUUUCGACAGCCACAUGAGGAUAUCCUCCAGUAACGGGCUGAGCAACGUGGCAGGCGGCAAACCGGCGUACUCCUUCCAUAUGAACGGCGAGGGCCAACUGCAGCCCGUACCAUUCCCCACGGACGCUCUAAUAGGACCGGGGAUACCGCGUCACGCACGCCAAAUUAAUACCCUGACUCACGGCGAGGUGGUGUGCGCCGUCACAAUCUCGAAUCCGACCAAGUAUGUCUACACCGGCGGCAAGGGUUGCGUCAAAGUUUGGGAUAUCGGCCAAAGUGUCGGCAGCGCCAGCGUGAAACCAGUCUCGCAACUGGACUGUCUGCAACGUGACAAUUACAUCAGAUCCGUGAAGCUACUGCCGGACGGCAGGACACUGAUAGUCGGCGGCGAGGCUAGUCAGCUGAGUAUCUGGGACCUGGCGAGCCCCACGCCGAGAAUCAAGGCGGAGUUGACCUCCUCGGCACCGGCCUGCUAUGCGUUAGCGAUCUCGCCGGACUCCAAGGUCUGCUUCAGUUGCUGCAGCGACGGCAACAUCGCCGUCUGGGAUCUGCAGAAUCAGACGUUGGUCCGGCAAUUCCAAGGGCACACUGACGGCGCCUCCUGCAUCGACAUCUCCGCCGACGGUUCGAAGCUGUGGACCGGCGGCCUCGACAACACCGUGCGUUCGUGGGACCUACGGGAGGGCAGGCAACUGCAGCAGCACGACUUCACCUCGCAGAUAUUCUCGCUGGGCUACUGCCCAACCGGCGAGUGGCUGGCGGUCGGCAUGGAGAACUCGAACGUCGAGGUGUUACAUGCUACGAAGUCCGACAAAUAUCAGCUACACCUACACGAGUCCUGCGUGCUGUCGCUACGUUUUGCGUCGUGCGGCAAGUGGUUCGUCUCCACCGGCAAGGACAACCUGCUGAACGCGUGGCGUACGCCGUACGGUGCAUCAAUAUUUCAGUCGAAGGAAUCGUCGUCGGUGCUGAGCUGCGACAUUUCCGCGGACGACAAGUACAUCGUGACCGGAUCCGGCGACAAGAAGGCCACCGUAUACGAAGUAAUUUACUAAGUCUGCUCUCUCAACAAACAGAGAGAAAGAGAGAGGGGAAAGAGGGAGAGGAAGAAAGAGAUAUUAUAUAAAUAUAUAUAUAGAGAGAGAAAGAAAGAGACUCGUAUUUUCUCCCUCGACGACGUUCGAGCCUCGCACGUGGCUUUAAUGCGUAUCCUCUUGCUGGCUAGAACGGAAGGAGAGGACGCCGAAAAGAGUUCUCCGCAAGUGAGGUUGCGAGUAGCCUCGGGACCUUAAAGCGCGACUGGUAAUUGUGUACAUAUAUGCAUACGGAUCUACAUUGUAACGGAAUUACGUUAGGAGAUAUUGGAAAAAUAUCGAUGUGCGUGCGUGUGUGUGCGUGUGUGCGCGCGUUUGUGCCGUGCAUGGAUGCGAAUGAGGAUCAACGGUGUGUAUAUUAAUAUCGUGCGCGUGUACGUGCGUGUAUGUGCGUUCUGAUUUCGCGAGCGAGAGUAUUAUUGCGGAUGUGCGCGACGAUUAUAUAGGUGCGCGAUUACGCGGACGGGACUUCUGUUUGUCGCGUGUAUACAACGAGAGAGGGAGAGGGGGAGAGGGGGGAGAGAGAGAGAGAGAGAGAGAGAGAGAGAGAGAGAGAGAGAGAGAG
Molecule: messenger RNA, 3753 nt
Organism: Odontomachus brunneus
Lineage: Eukaryota; Metazoa; Arthropoda; Insecta; Hymenoptera; Formicidae
Gene: gro
Product: protein groucho
Exons: 17
Coding region: 846-3149 (767 amino acids)
Biological process (GO): regulation of DNA-templated transcription; negative regulation of canonical Wnt signaling pathway
Cellular component (GO): transcription regulator complex; nucleus
Molecular function (GO): protein binding; transcription corepressor activity
Source: RefSeq, a predicted model, not a curated record